ACACGUGUUUAGCCACCUAGCUAGAUUUGGUUGCUUCACAUUUCCAACAUGCUCCGACUGGUCUUGGUUUUAUCUCUUUGUCUCGUCAUCGUUGAAUGUAUCCAGGUCAAGCGUAGCGAGGGCUGUGAAAGUCUGCAGGCCUGCCUGAGUCCUAUCGACGGUGUCACGGUGCCCAAUAUCGGCAGACUGGGUGAAGAUGGGGCGUAUCAAGAAUUUUGUCAGAAAGCCUCUACCUUCAGCGUGUGUUACCAAGACGAAAAUGCCGGAUGUGAUCGUCAAAGUGUGAGGGACUCCAUCAAGAGCAUGGUGGACGUGGCAGAGUUUCUCUGUACAGAAGAAGCCAGAAGUGAAAUUCUAGCCGUGUCUAGCUCUGAUUGUGCCAGCAACGAGCUGAAAGUUCUCCAGCUACAGCUGAACUUAGAAGGAUGUGAAUAAACAUUCGAGAACGAGGUCCAGCUAGCCUUUAUUCGCGCCAUGAUGUCUGGUCAAGAGAUGACCGACUUUUGCCAAAUUGUUGACGAAUGGAGCAACUGUAACAUCAGAAAGGUCAGUGAAAAUUGCGACAACCGUGUGGGGACCUUCUACGGUCGAGUGUGGAAACUUUCAAUGCAUCUCACAUUUGAAGGGCUGGGCUGUGGUCAGACAAGGAAUGCUCGUCGCAACAUAGAGUCCUUGGCUCCUCUACUCUCUAAGACAGCCAAACUUAGGCGCUGAACAUCAAACCUAAAACCUUCCACAAUUCUAGAAGUUUAAUGCCCUGUGGAUCUGUUGGAAAAGAUUAGCGAGUUCAUUUCUUUUUAUUGAAGGAAUAAAGAUGAAGU
Molecule: messenger RNA, 821 nt
Organism: Physella acuta
Lineage: Eukaryota; Metazoa; Mollusca; Gastropoda; Physidae
Source: RefSeq, a predicted model, not a curated record